This is a messenger RNA of Andrographis paniculata, 1688 nucleotides long. RefSeq names its product histone-lysine N-methyltransferase ATXR2. Bases 85 to 1467 code for a protein of 460 amino acids. The record is from RefSeq and is a predicted model, not a curated record. Gene Ontology annotation, molecular function: protein binding; methyltransferase activity. NCBI's taxonomy places the organism in Eukaryota, Viridiplantae, Streptophyta, Magnoliopsida, Lamiales, Acanthaceae. The transcript is spliced from 15 exons.
GUGUGCGUGCGUACUAUGUGAAGAGACAACAGUGUUGCAGUUUGGUAGCAGGAGAGCCGCGCGGGACUUUAUCAGGGUUUAUCGAUGGAGGCAGGAUUUUCCGAACAAGUCGCGGCUCUUCUUCGCCCUCCGUCUCUUGUUCACGUCAAGGAAUACUUCGAGGCGCUUCUUGCAGAAAGGCAGUGUUUUGGGCUUAAAGUAAAGCCAGAAGGAGAGCAUGGAAAAGGAGUAUACAGUGAGGUGGAUUUUCAAGAAGAUGACCUUGUUUUGAAGGAUCAGAUGCUUGCUGGUGCACAACAUUAUUCUAAUAAAAUUGAUUGCAUGGUGUGUAGCUAUUGCUUCCAAUUCAUUGGCUCAGUAGAGCUUCAAAUUGGGAGGAAACUGUAUUUGCAAGACUUGGGUGUUUCUGCAGUUGAUGGAUGUGGAUCAUCUGAUGAAGCAGGAUGUAGUGUUUCUUCUGAAAAAGUUGGUCUCCCGCAAGACGCCAUCCAGUCGUUAAUGAACGGCGGAUUGAAGUUGCCAUAUUCAGAUAAUUUCUCCCUUCCGGCAGUUGUUCCAUGUGCAGGGGCAUGUGAAGAGGCUUAUUAUUGCAGCAAAUCUUGUGCGGAAGCAGACUGGGAUUCAUUCCAUUCAUUACUUUGUACUGGGCAACAAUCAUCAGUGUCAAAUACAAAAGCACUUAUGAAGUUCACAAAGCAUGCUAAUGAAACAAAUGAUAUCUUCAUCCUUGCUGCCAAGGUAAUAUCAUUUACGAUUCUGAGAUACAGAAAGUUAAAAGCAUCUCAUCUUGAACAGAAGGGGAAGCAUAAAUCUUCUAAUUGCUGCAACAGUUAUAACUUCCCUUUGCUGUUGGAAGCCUGGAAGCCAGUCUCAAUGGGAUUCAAAAAAAGAUGGUGGGACUGUAUCGCUCUGCCAGAAGAUGUUGAGUCUUGUGAUGAAGUUGAUUUCAGAAUGCAAAUCAAGGACUUGGCAUUUGAGUCAUUGCAGCUCCUAAAAGAAGCCAUUUACGAUGAGGAAUGUGCACCAUUGUUUUCUCUCGACAUCUAUGGUCAUAUCAUCGGGAUGUUUGAACUGAAUAACCUCGAUUUGGUUGUGGCAUCUCCCAUUGAGGAUUACUUUUUGUACAUUGAUGAUCUUCCAUGCUCCCAAAAGAAAGAAGCUGAAAAGAUAACAAAACCAUUCCUUGAUGCUCUCGGGGAGGACUAUUCCAUUCCUUGCCAAGGGACGGCAUUUUUCCCUGUACAAAGUUGCAUGAACCAUUCCUGUAAUCCAAAUGCAAAAGCUUUCAAGCGAGAAGAGGAUCGGGAUGGCCAAGCUUCUAUAAUUGCUCUGCGACGCAUUCUAAAAGGAGAAGAGAUAACUAUAUCAUACAUAGAUGAGGAUCGUCCUUACGCUGAGAGGCAGGAACUGCUCGCUGAUUAUGGGUUCAGGUGCGGAUGCCCUCGAUGCAUCGAAGAACAACCAUAACAACUCACAUAUGUUUAUGGAUGUGUACUAAGGAGUCAUUUAGCUCGAACACACUAUGAACUUCUUGCAAGAGCUGUUUUUUUAUUUUUUUAUUUUUUUAUUUUUUUUUGUAUAAUGUGACAUAUAUAUAUAUAUAUAUACACAGACAUAUAUGUGAGAUUGAACUUUAUGUUGAAUAUUUGAGAGUGAUGGGAUGACAUCUGAGUUUUUUGCCUUUGGAA